AUAGAGCUUCAAUAGGUUGUUUAUCCGCGUUUGCUUUAUUAUUAUUAUUAUUAUUAUUUACAACAACAACUAAAAAAAAAAACAAUGGAAGGAAACAUUUGCAACAUCCAGGUGCUUCUUCGAGCUGCAGAGUUUCUGGAUAGAAGAGAGCGAGAAGCAGAACAUGGAUAUGCUUCACUCUUGCCUCUCAGUCCAGGUCACAAUGAUAAAAGGAGCAAACAGAAAAGCAAGAAGAUAUCUGCGGGUGGCAAUAGGUCAGUUCACAAUGAGCUGGAGAAAAACAGACGAGCUCAGCUGAGGCACUGCCUGGAGCAGCUCAAGAAACAAGUCCCUCUGUCUUCUGACUCGAUGAGGAGCACCACACUUAACUUGUUGAGGCGAGCCCAGCUUCACAUAAAGAAGCUGCAGGAACAGGAUGAGCGUGCAGAGCAGCUGAAGGGCCGUCUGCUGUGGGAGCAGAGAGAGCUGCGGGUUCGGCUCGAGCAGCUGCAGAGAGGCACGGAGAGGAUGAGGAACAAUAGUCAGGGGUCCACUAUGUCCUCCGAGAGGUCGGACUCUGACAGAGAGGACGUGGAGGUUGAUGUUGAGAGCAUCGUGUUUGACUGUGUGGACUCUGACGGACUGAGCAUCACACACACUGAUGCGGACCACAGUUACUCCAGCAUGGACAAAUCCUGGCUAUGACAGCAGUAAACCUACAGUAACUCACCUAAUGUCACAGGACGGAAAGCAAGAGGAGAAAACAUUCCAAAAAAAAAAACAAAAAACAAGCAAAUGGAGGAUGAGGGACAAUGGAAAAAGAUGUUACUGUACAACUCUGAACACUUUUCUUUAUAUUUGAACUGAAGGAGUAACUUUUGGCAUUCUCCCUUCAAAUUAUGUCAGACUACAAGCUAAACAAUAAUGUUGGUUAAGAAUGAGCUGUGUCAAUUUGCACUGAAUAGCAGCUAAAAUCACUGGGCUGGGAUGGAUGUAACAUUACUUAUAUAUAUAUAUUUUUUGGCAUCAACCAUUAAUGGCAUUUUUUUCCCAAAGCUAUGAGAGGUCCAUAACUCACAAAGAUUCAAACAGAAUUCAUCUUUAAGGGCUUUUCUCAAUCCAAAUAAGGGCUUUUUAUUCAAAACUCUUAACUUAUUCUUUACUACAGUAUUUCUUUACUAAAUUCUGCCUUAAAUCAGAUGUGGUCUAGUAUUCUAUCCAGCUUCUCUUUAGCACUAAGUUUAUAUUUCAGUAAUGUCAUGUAUAGCAUGCACUUAAACAUUAAUCUGUGCUAUGUUUUGUAUUAUUGUCCUGUUAUAUAAGUUCAGUCACAUAUUUUCUUUUUCUUCUGUUGCACAAAAUGACCACACAUUGCACUUGUUUUAUCUCAAAAAGACUGUGGGUGUAUCAAAAUGAAAACAGCGAAGAGGAAAUUACCUGGUCAUGUUUGCACACUGAUAUCUGGCAAUUACAGAACUGUGCCAAAUAUUCAUUUGGUGGAUUUCUACACAAAUCAGUCUUGUGAUGAAGUGCAAGGAUUUUGAUGCCCGUGUGAAAGAUAAAUUGUGAGCAUUAAAGGGGGCUCCUUGCACAAAUCUAAUGACAGUUCCAGUUCUAAUGCUAAUAUCAACUGAUUUUUCUUUGCAGUGUCCAUUAUCCCAACUGUACACUUUGCUGCCUGUGCAUUUGUCAGUUAAAAUGCUAAUUAUGCAUGCAACAGAUUCACCACAGUCCUGCAGGUAAUGUCUACUUGUAAUGAUUAUGCAAUUAAUGCUGUGUUACAAGUAUCUAUUCUAUUCAUUGCUAUAUAUUUAAGAACUGAAGGUGCUUUUUUUCCCUUCACUUUUGUAUAUGCAAGAUGCCUUAUUACCUUUUUAAUAGUAUGUAUGCAUUCAUCUGUCUGUCCGCCCAGUAAUAUUAUGUAGCAUUUUGUACUGGUGUAAUCUUUUUUUUCUUUUUUUUUCAAAUAAAUAUUUUCUAUA
This is a messenger RNA of Toxotes jaculatrix (banded archerfish), 1961 nucleotides long. It is a transcript of the gene mxd3, whose product is annotated as MAX dimerization protein 3. The coding region runs from base 85 to 684 and encodes 199 amino acids. Lineage: Eukaryota; Metazoa; Chordata; Actinopteri; Toxotidae. Gene Ontology annotation, biological process: regulation of transcription by RNA polymerase II. Gene Ontology annotation, molecular function: RNA polymerase II cis-regulatory region sequence-specific DNA binding; protein dimerization activity; DNA-binding transcription factor activity, RNA polymerase II-specific. The transcript is spliced from 6 exons. The record is from RefSeq and is a predicted model, not a curated record.